UAGGAAAAUAAGCAUCAGGUGGUUUUACAAUGGCUACACAAACUAGUGAUGUCUUCCAUGGUCAAGAUAAUAAGUUUCUGGAAAAUUGUUGCAUGAGGAGAAACAAUGACAGAAAUCCAAAGAAGCAAUUGAACCAGAAGAAUAUCAAUGGACUUGGCCAAAAUCCAGACGAUGGACUACUGGUUACACACGUUAACCAGACACAGGACUUACUGAGGCUGCAGGGGGAUAAGACCCAGCCUUCAGCUUGGGAAGACUCAGAAGAUUGGCUUUCAAUGCACAGUUUAAAGUUUGAGAAACUCACCUUGGCUGACCUGAUCAGCCAGGGCACAGCCGUGCUGGAGGAAGGCAGCAACGUCAUAAGGAAAGUGCACUUCUCCACCCAGAUCAUCCACCAAUUUGAAUCAAAACUUUCUGAAACUGUAGAACUCUAUCAACAGAGAAUUCAGUGGCUCACAGAAGACAGCAAGAAGGCAUUUGGCCUCAUCAAGGGGGCCAGAGUCGGCAUCCUCAUUGAUGUGUCAGCCGUCAGCAGUGGUCCUCAGAAGGAGGAGUUCCAAAAUGACCUCAUGAGCCUUAUCGAUGAGCAGCUGAGUCACAAGGAGAAGCUGUACGUCUUGUCCUUCAGCACCACCUCCAGCGCCCUCUGGCCAGACCCCGUGGAAGUCAACGCCUCCACCCUCCAGGAACUCAAGCUCUGGGUAAAGAAACUGCAGUCUGGUGGAGGCAGCAAUCUGCUACAAGCCCUGAGGAAAAUCUUUGCAGUAAAGGGGCUGAAUUCUCUGGUGAUCAUAAUGGGAAGCUGCCCAGAUCAGCCUUCUGAAAUUCUGUCCUACUACAUCCAACAGUCCGUCGUGGGAAGGGGCCUCAUCACCCACAUCAUCACCUACAAAUGUGACCAUCAGGUGCCCUCUGCUGUCCUGAAGAACCUUGCAGAAGCUCUUGGGGGCUACUACCACUGCUACAGCCCGGAGACGGAGAUCUAUACCAGCCAGGACGUGGACCAGCUUCUGGAAGAAAUCCAGAAGGCUCAGAACCUCCUGGGCCAUGUCCAAGCACUGCACCACAGCACACCCUGUGAGGAGCUGACCAGCAUGAUGGAGGUAGGUGGUGUGAGCGAAGAUUCUGGGACCUCCUCCCAGAGACACUCAGGGGACCUCAUUCCAUUCUCCCUUCUCACCUCUCUCUCAGUGGCGUGGCUGUGCGGCCCCCAUGUCCUGAAAGUGAAACAGUGUGAGGCCCCGCCCUCCGCCGUAGCCCAUAGCUCUGAGCUGGUGCAGAAGGCAAUGGUACAAUUUGAAUGGCAUGACGGGACAGUGAAGAAUAUUCACGUGGACCCACCCUUCCUCUAUGAGUACCAGAAACAGCUCAGCAGAGCUAUGCGGAUGUAUGAGAGGCGGAUCGAGUGGCUCUCCUUGGCCAGCAGAAGAAUCUGGGGCACCGUCUGUGAAAAAAGGGUGGUUAUACUGCUGGAUAUCUCCGUGACCAAUUCCAUGUACAUUAUUCAUAUCCAGCACUCCCUGCGGCUUCUGCUCGAGGAGCAACUAGCCAACAAGGACUGCUUCAACGUCAUCGCGUUUGGAAGCACAAUUGAAAGCUGGAGGCCCGAGAUGGUUGCUGUGAGCCACGACAAUUUACAAAGCGCAUGGCGGUGGGCCCUGACCCUGCAGUGUCGGGGCAGCAGGAACGUCCUCAGCGCCCUGCGGAAGGCUGUGGAAGUAGACUUCAAGGACAAAGACAAACACCAAUCGCAGGGCAUUUACCUCUUCACGGGGGGCAUCCCUGACCAGGACAUGCCCAUGCUCAGCGCCUACAUGGCUGAGGCCUGCGGAGGCUGCGACCUCCACCUGCACGUGUGUCUCUUCUAUGUGGGUGAGCCACAGAUGGACACCACGCCCCCUGCCUGCUAUGCCAGCCGCACUGAUACCGCCGCUGCCUACCGGGAGGUCACCCAGGCUGCUGGUGGCCGCUUCCACUGGUUUGGAGACACAGGCAUUUACGAAAGUGAUGACAUCAGUGCCAUCGCAUCUGAGAUGGAAAAGGCUCUCAACUACUCACAAAAGUGUGCCUUACUCGUGUCAUCCCUGAAGAACCAGUCCAGGAAAGAACUGGAAAGUGUAGCCCUCCCGAAAGAAAAGCCAAAGAUGCUCAAGCAAAGAAAUCAGCCCAAGAAACUCGGUCCUUCCAAGCCCACAGCCCCCUCGGUGGGCAGAAUGAGCAUUAAAGGUGACCCUGACAGAGAGAAGAGUCCCCCCUUGAAAGCUCUGAUAUGGCAUCCACUCAGUGGCAAACCAGGCAUCCCACCAGCUGCAGCCCAGCCAGUGAGAGAAGGGACCGCCGAAUGGAGAAGGAAGACCAAAUCGAGGGAGGCAGAGACAUCACUCUCACUGUUUUAUACAGAGACAGGGAAUAACGUGGGCUCAGUGUACAAGAAGUACCCUCAAGGAAGGGGCGUAAGAAGGACUAGCCCUUCUAUUGAGUUGCCCAGGAAGGACACAAUCUGCUCAAGCCGAGAGUGGGUAGCAAAUUAUGGACUAAAAAAACUGAAGAUGGAGAUCUCCAGAUACAUCGGUCCCAAAUGCACUCAUCAAAAGUCAGCACAGAGAUCAGCAUCAGCCAAGUACUGCAGCGUCUUCCCCAGCACAGAGAUCAACGGGAAAGUGAGACACAUUCAAUGGACACCCAGGGAAAUGGAGGCGUACAUCACGCGCCUGGAGAAGGUGAUGAGGCGCUACGUCCAGAGGCUGCAGUGGCUGCUGUCUGGGAGCCGCCGACUGUUUGGCACCAUUUUGGAAAGCAAAGUGUGCAUCCUGCUGGACACAUCGGGGUCCAUGGGCCCCUAUCUGCAGCAGGUGAAGACAGAGCUGAUUCUGCUGAUCUGGGAGCAGCUAAGGAAGCACUGUGACAGUUUUAACCUGCUGAGCUUUGCAGAGGACCUACAGCUGUGGCAGGACACUCUGGUGGAGACCACAGAUGCAGCAUGUCAUGAAGCUAUGCAAUGGGUGACCCACCUGCAUGCUCAGGGGAGCACCUCAGUCUUGCAAGCAUUACUGAAAGCUUUCAGUUUUCCAGAUGUGGAAGGGCUGUACCUCCUGACCGACGGGAAGCCAGACACAAGCUGCAGCCUUAUUCUGAGUGAAGUCCGAAGACUCAAGGAGAACAGAGACGUGAAAGUGCACACCGUUUCCCUGAGCUGCUCAGACAGGGCAGCAGCUAACUUCCUGAGAAGCCUGGCCUCCCUCACCGGGGGGCGCUACCACUGCCCUGCUGGUGAGGACACGCUCUUUAGAAUUCACGGCCUGCUGACCAAGGGCUUCGUGGAUGAGAGGGACCCCACGUUGCCACUAUUUGAAGGAGAUGAUUUAAGGAGAUUGGCCCAGGAGAUCACCAAGGCCAGAAGCUUCCUCCGGCAGGCCCAGUCCUUCAGGUUCCAACUCCAGAAGAAAAACAACACAGAACCAGAAGUCGCUCUUUUUUAGAGAAGUGUUCUCAGGUACAGGAUUGUCACUCACUGGGGAGUCCUGCACCGAGCCCCCUGCUUGGAACAUCCUUCUUGCCACCCUCUGCCUGGUGACUCCUGCUAGUCCAUCAAGGCACAGCUCAAGUGGCAUCAGCUGCACUGUGAAGAU
This is a messenger RNA of Ceratotherium simum simum (southern white rhinoceros), 3629 nucleotides long. The record is from RefSeq and is a predicted model, not a curated record. NCBI's taxonomy places the organism in Eukaryota, Metazoa, Chordata, Mammalia, Perissodactyla, Rhinocerotidae.